Dama dama (fallow deer) is the source of this 1212-nucleotide messenger RNA. RefSeq lists its product as uncharacterized. The transcript is spliced from 2 exons. The coding region runs from base 87 to 791 and encodes 234 amino acids. Lineage: Eukaryota; Metazoa; Chordata; Mammalia; Artiodactyla; Cervidae. The record is from RefSeq and is a predicted model, not a curated record.
AGUCCACGUGACUCCUUCCAUCUUCGAGUGUGCGCUUCCAGUGGACACAGGAGUGAAGAGGGCACCCGCCCCCCAGCUCGCCUUUGAUGGAUGUCCUUGACCCCUUGCUGGGCCGAGAAGCCGUCCCUCUCCAGAAGGUCCCAGCAGAUCGGGUAGCAGCCUGCCUCCUUUAUGUGUACAUGCCUGACUGUUCUCUGCUUUUCUCCCUCCUGCCUUGUCUCCUCCCUCCUUCCUCUGUCCAGCAGGCCUCCUAUGCUGCUUCUUCCUUCUCCUCUGUCUCCUACUGUGUCCAGCAAACUAAAGUGGCCUUCACCCCCGAGGACGGCAGUGCCGGUCAGGGCAUCAGUGUGUCCGUCUCUAACUCCUUUCUCAGCCGGCACGGCAGCUUACCUGUGCCCUCGUACAAGUCCGUGUUUAGGUCCUAUUCGCAGGAUUUCGUGCCUCACAGCCAAGCUUCCGUCCAGCCUUUCCUUCCGUCUACCUCCUCUUCCUCUCCACACUUCCCACCUGUCCACCAGUCUCAGAGCUCUGACUUAGCCGUGCCACCCGUGGCCAGUCUGCCUCCCAGCACCCUGGACGGGCUUCUCUCGUCUUCUCAGGAGAGCAGCUUUCACGGAAACACUGUCUGCCUUCCUUCCGAAACCUCUUUCACUGACUCGCCCCAGACGCCUUCGGUGAGAACUCAACACGCACGCCUCCACACGGGGCUGCCCGCUCCAGGAAAGCCUCCACCCGCCCUCGCUUUCGAGGCCAUUGCUGGUGUGGGCCCUGUCGCACUGUGGCUGGGCUGAGGGGUGCGCAGGUCCCCCGCUGAGAUGGUAGCCUGUCAGCUUCCAGAGCAGAAAGCAAACCUUCUGUGUGGAUUCCCAGCAAACUAGGAUCUCAUUUUCCACAGAUGGGUUAGUGGCCACUUAGAGAUGAUCUGUUGUCAUAAUCAUGAGAUAUAAAUGCUGCUGGUUUUCCAUGUGGUUAGGGGUUUCUAGAGAAGGGCACAGAGGUCUCCGACGGCCCAGGGGCAGUUGCGUGUUGAGUUGCUGUGGUACUGAGGAUGGGGGCCUGCUUGCCGUGGGUCAGGCGGGCUUCAGUGCCUCCUCCGGGCUCAGGACAAGGCUGCUGUGCACGGGGACGGGGGGACGGGGCAGGACAAGUGCAGGCGCCUGCAGCCGGCCCCCCAGCGUGGGGAUGCUCUCCUGCCCUCCGUGAUCGCCCCCC